Psilocybe cubensis is the source of this 942-nucleotide messenger RNA. RefSeq lists its product as uncharacterized. The record is from RefSeq and is a predicted model, not a curated record. The transcript has 3 exons. Lineage: Eukaryota; Fungi; Basidiomycota; Agaricomycetes; Agaricales; Agrocybaceae. The coding region runs from base 1 to 942 and encodes 313 amino acids.
AUGUCUAUUAUUGUGGCUCCGACCAAUUGGCCCAAGCACAAAGCACUUUGCAAGGCAUUCAAAGCUGUCGAAACGAAGGACGCCAACAACUUACUCGCGCCAUACAUGUUCAUUGAUGAUGAUGAUGAGACUUACGUGGCUACCAACGUUGACCAGCUGAACAAGUGCAUUGGUACUGUCAUCCAAACUGAAAUGCGAGCAUUGGAACGAGAGUUGUUCAGGCCUCUGCGCAUGGAGGAGCGAAAUCUUAUCGGAUGGGAACCUCAUUGUCUCGCCUGUGGACGCUCAGACGCGAUCUUUCGGAUCGAGGCAUCGCUUAGGAAGCGAAAACCGUUAUCACCCGGAUUGAAACCCUGCCCCGAUUGUCUCUUCACAUCGUACUGCUGCGAAGAACACUGGGACGCUGUGAAGGAGAAACAUAAAAGAGAACCGUGCCGCGAUGGCCGCGAUAACUUGUCCCAGUGUGAUAUGAACAAGCUGUACCUCGAAGACAUCCGAUUUGCCAUGGUGAUGUCUGGUGCGAACGAAGGAACUUUCAAAUGGGCACCGGAGCGUACGUUGCGGGCAUGGAAAUCCCUUCGAGGCAUUGGUUGGAGUGAUUAUUCCGACGACAUCGAACAAGAUUUCGGCGGACUUCCUGGCGUUAGCGAGUUGUUGCCAACUCUGGCUCGAGCGGCAACAGACGGUCUCUCGAUGCCUAUGACGAUUCUGUGGGCCCUCGAAAAUCUGAACAACGAUGAUUCGUGGACAAAAAAGGAUACUCUCAAUAUACAUGUUGGUUAUAAUCUCAAUCUGUGGUCUUCAUUUUUGCUCAUCAACAAACUCCAGAUCCUUGGACCUGCUGAAAAAGAAAUUCUAAAUGCUAAUGUUUUCGAAGAGAUUCUUCAUCGACUUCCUCUAGUAAAAAACCUGACGGUAACCCAAUCUUUGUUUAUGUUGUAA